CCGUUAAUCCUUGCCGGCGGCAGGUCAACGCGCAUGCAGUCGCCUAAACACCUCCUUCCCAUGCCUGACGGCCGGCCGCUGUACCAGCACCAGCUCGACCUCCUCGCCGCGGCCUGCCCAAACGCCCCGGCUAUUUACAUCUCCCUCGCCCAAGACUCCAUUCUAGAUGACUUUCUCCGCUCCCUCCCCGUGGCUAACAAUACCGCAGCAACCGCCACGACCACCAACACAUCCGCACCGCUGGGGCAAUCCAGCCAACCGCCCACAUCACUACCCGCGUCCUCACCUCCACGCGACUCAGGCGCGAAACCCCAAGUUCUGAUCCUCCGGGACCUACCGGCCAACCCCUCCCCCUCCCGUUCCGCCGGCCCCGCGACAGGCCUGCUAACAGCCCACUGCUUCUUCCCCUCGACGACCUGGUUCACCAUCCCCUGUGAUCACCCCUUUCUCACACCAAGCCUCCUGCAGCAUCUGUGCGAGCAGUACCAGCCGCCGGUGACGUGCUUUCGGAACGGCGACGGGUUCUUGGAGCCGCUCGUUGCUGUUUGGGGACCACAGGCCUUGGCGAGAAUG
Parathielavia appendiculata is the source of this 573-nucleotide messenger RNA. RefSeq lists its product as uncharacterized. The annotation marks the transcript as partial. The record is from RefSeq and is a predicted model, not a curated record. Gene Ontology annotation, molecular function: nucleotidyltransferase activity. Lineage: Eukaryota; Fungi; Ascomycota; Sordariomycetes; Sordariales; Chaetomiaceae. The transcript has a single exon.